ACGCGGGCUCUUUGAUUGUCGAGCUGCAGAUUAAGAAGAAGUAAUGUUAUGGUAAUAGCUAGCUAGGUGUCUCCCUGGACUCUCGGUGAACAACUUCGUUUACCACAGCAGGGUAACACAUGUCAUGGCCGUUGGAGAGCUUUGCUUAAUAGAUAAAGACAUUUCAAGUUUAUUAGAGGUUCCACUGAAGUCCAAUAUCACAUCUCUAAAUCUCCACUGUAAUCGACUGUCAAAGAUUGAAGGUCUGACAACAACAUGGCACAUAAGACAUCUGGAUCUCUCAUCCAACCAUAUCUCUCGUAUCGAGGGCCUCGGCUCUCUCUCUUCAUUACGCACCUUAAACUUGUCGUGCAACAGCAUCACCAAAGUGGAAGGUCUCAAUGGACUUGUAAACCUCACAAGGCUGAACUUGGCUUACAAUCAAAUCAGUGACCUCACUGGUCUUUUACAUCUGCAUGGAGCUGAAUACAAAUUGAAACACCUUCAGCUUCACAGCAACUGUUUGGAUAGCAUGAACCAUCUACUGCAGUGCAUGGUGGGACUGCGCAAUCUGAGAGAUGUUACUCUCAGUAUGGAUGGUGCGGAUAAUCCAGUCUGCAGUCGUCCAGGCUACAGGGAGAUGGUCCUGCAGACCCUGCAGCAAGUCUCUAUCUUGGAUGGAGAAGACCGGCUGGGGAACCGUCCUCCUUCAGGAGAUGAAAGCCCUUUGGAUGUGCCUGGCCUUGAGGAUUUUCUGGAGUUUCUGAUUCCAACAGACAGUAGUGUCAGCGCAGAGCUGGUCCAGCCGGAUGCUCCUCUGCCCACUCCCCGGAUUGAUGAGGUUCUUACGCAGUUUCGACACCGUGCCAGGGCUCUAGGGAAGGCCAAUGAACUGGCACUGCAGGACAGCCCUCAGCUCAUCCCACAAAAAGGAAACUCAACAUCAGAUAACCAGACAAAUGAGCUUCGCAUUAAGAAACUGGAACAGCAGGUGUCCCAGCUCUUCCACAAGAGUCCAGCAGGCGAUGGUCCUGAUGCAAGCGCAGCUUCGCAGUCUGUGGUACGGAAAGCUAAAAGGGACACUGAUCAAACAUCAGAGAGCGAGUGUGACAGUGGGAAAGAGAACCAGCGAUGCUCAAGAAUUCCUUGCCCCAGAGGCACCUCCGGGAAGAAGCUGGUGAAAGACACCAAAGGCAAACGACCAGACAGUGAAGCAGGCACACAAAAGCGGCAGAGCUCAAAGCUUGCCGCUGGCUCCAGGCGGAGGGCAGCUGUCCAGAACCUGGGGUACACAGACACAGCGGCCUCAGUGAAGAGGGGCCUCAGAGUAGGCCGGACCACUCCUGACAAAAGCCACCAUCAAACAGAGGAGGAAACCUACAGGGCGAUAGUGGAGGAGCGGGACCAGGAGCGGGAACGGCGCUGGAAGGCAGAGCAGGCUGUAAAGAAGCUCACAGAGCAGGUGAAGGGCCUGCAGACACGUGCCAGUGAGGAGAAAGAGCUCCAGAGUAUGGCCUUACAUACAACUGAUAGACUGAAGGAGCUGUUGCUGAAGGAGCGCUCAGACCGGGCAGUGCUGCAGGCUCGGGUAGAAGAGCUGGAGGAGAGGUGCAGCACUGCAGCAGAACAGCUGGAGCAGCUGCGCAGCCAAGAGGACCUACACAAGAGGGCGCUGCGCAAUCUGCAGGAGUGUGUAUCUCAGGAAGAGGCGCUCAGGGCCGGGCAGAAGGCUGAGGAGAUGAAAAGGAAGCAGGAGCUGGAGAACAAGUGUGCUGUCCUCAGGCGAGAAGUGGAAAUACUCAGGGUGUCACUACGGCAGCAUAAAGACAAACUACAACAACUGCAGGAGCUGCUGACCUCCAGGGAGGAAGCACAUAGGAAGGAGCUGUCUGCGCGGCUGGUUCCUGGUGGGACUGAGUUUCGGGAGGCCGUGGGGACAGAGGUGGCAGCUGUGGAGCAGAGGCAUGCUCAGAGACAGGCUGAGAUGGAGCAUAAGCUGGCAGAGGCCAGAGAGCAGCAUGCGGCCCUGGAGGAUGAGUUCCGCAUGGCUCUCACCAUCGAAGCUAAGCGCUUCUCUGAGGUGAAGGAGGGCUUUGAGCUUGUGUCUGCUCAGCUUUCAGAGGUGAAGGCAGUUCUGACUGAGUCUCAGCAAAGAGAGAAGCAGUCAGGCUCUCUGGUACAGGAGCUCACAGCUAUGGUGAAAGAACAGAAAACUCGCAUAGCUGAACUCAUCAAAGCUAAACGUGAUGCUGUAACAGAAUUGAAGACGCGAGUUCGGACACUGGAGUCAGGGGCAGAGGAGGACAGGCGUCUGAGUGUGCAACUGGAACUCCUGAAGAAGGAAAAGACUAGGCUUAUCUCCCAACUCGCUGCACAGGAGUCUGUCAUAGAAGGGCUUCGGGCAGAGCGACGGCUCUGGGGGCAGGAGCUGGCCCAGCAAGGAGCGUCACUUGCCCAGGACCGAGGUCGAUUGGAGGCCAAAAUUGAGGUUCUGACUACUGAGCUGGAGACUCAGAAGAAACUGAAUGAGAAGGACAAUGACUCACUGAGGAUCAAAGCAAAGAUAGUGGAUGAUCAGACGGAGACAAUCCGCAAGCUAAAAGAGGCAGUGCAGGAAAGAGACGAGCAGCUUCGUGUUGUGCGUGACGAGAAUCUGCAGGUCCAGAGGAGAUUACAGCAGCAACUAGAGGAGGAGAUGGCCUCAAUGACCGAGCUCCGAGAGACAGUGAAUAAACUCAGCCUCAGGAAAGAGGAGCUUAAACAACAGCUUCUCGACAAAGAGGCUGAGAUGGAUGAGCUUAAAGAAGCAUACAGCACUUCAAGCCGAAAAUGGCAGGACAAAGCGGAGCUGCUGACCAGGCUGGAGAGCCAGGUGAAACGUAUGAAGGAGGGUUUUGACGCCAAAGAGAAAGCACUACUGGAGGAAAAGGAUAAAGCAUCCCAAGCACAUAAGGCAGCUGUUGAGAAGCUUCACUGUGUGGACGAUGCUUUCCGUAGACAACUGGAAUCUCUUCAGGCUUCUCACCAGGCUGAGCUGCUACGGCUGGCAAAUGACAAACAGAAACAGAUAGAGCAAGCCAAUCAGAGGGUGUUCCAGGUGGAAGAAGAGAUGAGGCAGCUGCUGGAGGAAACCGAGAGCAAUAAGAGGGCAAUGGAGGAGAAAAUGAGACGCCUCACCAACGUGCUCAAAGACUUCUAACCAUAUAAAUGCUGUUUCCAUUGAAUAACCUCAACAAAAACGUCAGGAAGUGCCUUGGCAGUUUUAGAGGAUGUCUGAAGUGUGGAGUAGAAGACUUUUUGGUGGGGUUGGCCAGGCUGACCUACCGAAGAUGUAGUUUUAGUAAUAUUUAUUUUUAUGUGUUGCAAAUAAUAUAAUAUGUAGCUGGCUAAGUUACUUUAAUUAUAAUGGUUCAGCUCAGAUUUGCUGUCACCUAGUUUGACCUGUUAUGUCUGUGGUGCGAUUUAAGAUCCAUGUAUAUUUUGUACUGGGAAUUAAGGCAUUCUUUUAGCCCAAAAUAUCUUUGAAAACCAUUAAACAAUUU
Messenger RNA from Colossoma macropomum (tambaqui), 3521 nucleotides. It is a transcript of the gene lrrcc1, whose product is annotated as leucine rich repeat and coiled-coil centrosomal protein 1. The transcript is spliced from 20 exons. Gene Ontology annotation, cellular component: cytoplasm; centrosome. Lineage: Eukaryota; Metazoa; Chordata; Actinopteri; Characiformes; Serrasalmidae. Bases 125 to 3178 code for a protein of 1017 amino acids. The record is from RefSeq and is a predicted model, not a curated record. Gene Ontology annotation, molecular function: protein binding.